This is a messenger RNA of Oncorhynchus gorbuscha (pink salmon), 4526 nucleotides long. RefSeq names its product tec protein tyrosine kinase (gene tec). Gene Ontology annotation, biological process: B cell receptor signaling pathway; intracellular signal transduction; peptidyl-tyrosine autophosphorylation. Lineage: Eukaryota; Metazoa; Chordata; Actinopteri; Salmoniformes; Salmonidae. Gene Ontology annotation, molecular function: non-membrane spanning protein tyrosine kinase activity; ATP binding; protein binding. The record is from RefSeq and is a predicted model, not a curated record.
CGCGUCUCUUCAAUUGAAAAUGAAUGAGAAGUGGUGUUUCACCGCGCGGCACCGUGUGAAAUUAGUGUACACUAGGGAAGUCUGUGUCGCUUCCUGGUUAUGCUGGUCACAUAGUGACAGUCAGUGGAGGCAGAAUAAUAUCAGUUCACUCUCGGAAGAAAAGGUGGGUCCAGUCAGUGUUCGAUGGCAGAGUGGAGGGAGUGGGCGGGUCCAAGAUGAGUGCUGACACGCUAUUGGAGGAGACCCUGAUCAAGCGGUCUCAGCAGAAGAGGUUGACGUCACCGCUGAACUACAAGGAGAGAGUGUUCGUCCUCACCAAGACCAAGCUCACAUACUAUGAGUUCAGAGUAGAGAAGAGGUUUAAGAAGGGGUCCAUCGACCUGCAGAAAGUCAGGUGUGUGGAGAUCGUGAAGAAUGAUGGAGUCCUACCCUGUCAGAACAAAUAUCCCUUCCAGGUGGUGUAUGACACCAGCACUCUCUAUGUAUUUGCUCCCAGCUAUGAGAGUAGGAGGAUCUGGGUCCAAAACAUUAAGGAAGAGAUAAGGGACAACUCUGUGAUCGUUGCUAAGUUCCAUCCUCAGUUCUGGAUGGAGGGCGUGUGGCUGUGCUGUCGUCAGGCAGAGAAACUGGCCCCGGGCUGUGAGGAGUACAACCUGUUUGGAGACCUUUCGAGGAAACUUCUUCCUCCCAUACCUGGAGAGGAGGGCACAGGAAGGUCUCGUCGGCCUCCCCCUCCCCCUCCCCCCUCCCGUACACAGCCUGACGAUGGUAGUGGUGUCGAGGAAGUUGUGAUAGCUCUGUAUGACUUCCAUGGUACUGAACCACAUGACCUGACUAUGACCAAAGGAGGACAAUACGUCAUACUGGAGAAAUGUGACAUCAACUGGUACAAGGCCCGCAACAUAUACGGGAAGGAGGGCUACAUCCCCAGCAACUACGUGACAGAUAAAAAAUUGGGGAACCUGGAACAAUAUGCCUGGUACAGUAAACGUGUCAACCGGAACAAAGCUGAAGAACUACUGCGGACAGAGGAUAAAGAGGGAGGGUUCAUGGUAAGAGACUCCAGUAAGCCAGGCGCCUACACCGUCUCCCUGUACACCAAGUCAGCAGGGGAGGGAGGUGCAGCUAUCCGGCAUUACCACAUCAAGGAGACCUCAGGCUGCCCCAGACAGUUCUACCUGGCUGAGAAACACCUGUUCACCUUGAUACCUGACCUCAUCGAGUACCACAAUCACAACGCUGCAGGUCUGGUAGCCAGGUUGAGGUAUCCAGUAGGGAAGGAGAGAUCUGCUCCAUCCACAGCAGGCUUCAGCUACGAGAAGUGGGAGAUCAACCCUUGUGAGCUGACCUUCAUGAAGGAGCUGGGUUGUGGUCAGUUUGGGGUGGUGCGGCUGGGGAAAUGGCGAGCUCAACACAAAGUAGCCAUCAAGGCUAUCAGAGAGGGAGCCAUGUACGAAGAGGACUUCAUAGAGGAAGCCAAGGUUAUGAUGCGUCUCACCCAUCCUAAGCUGGUGCAGCUGUAUGGAGUGUGUACUCACCAGAGACCCAUCUACAUUGUGACUGAGUUCAUGGGACUGGGAUGUCUGCUCAAUUACGUCAGGCAGCGUCGGGACACCUUCAGCCUGGGGUCCUUACUGAGUAUCUGUCAGGACGUCUCAGAGGGGAUGGAACACCUGGAGGCACACGGCUUCAUACACAGAGACCUGGCAGCGAGGAACUGUCUGGUGAACGAUGCUCUGGUGGUGAAGGUAUCAGAUUUUGGAAUGGCCAGGUAUGUACUAGAUGACCAGUACACUAGUUCAUCGGGCGGUAAGUUCCCAGUCAAGUGGUCUCCUCCUGAAGUCUUCAACUUCUGCAAGUACAGCAGCAAGUCGGACGUCUGGUCCUUCGGUGUGUUGAUGUGGGAGGUGUUCACAGAGGGGAAGAUGCCAUUUGAACACAACCCUAACCAUAAGGUAGUGAUGAUGGUGUUAGAAGGGCAUCGCCUCUACAGACCCAAGAAGGCCACGCCCAACAUCUAUGACAUCAUGCUGCGCUGCUGGCACGAGAGAGCAGAAGAGAGACCAUCGUUUUCCCAGAUCUCCAUCUUGAUCUCCGACGCUCUAGAAGUGGAUGGGUCCUCCUCUGCCUGAACCCACCAAUCAGAUCCUCUCCUCUGCCUGAACCCACCAAUCAGAUCCUCUCCUCUGCCUGAACCCACCAAUCAGAUCCUCUCCUCUGCCUGAACCCACCAAUCAAAUCGUAACCACCAGUCGGAUCUCCUCAGAUCCAGUGUUGGAGGACUGCUUCCACACCGCUCUCUGUACUGAUGGAUCUCUUGUGAUGGACAAUUAUGGUGGAGUUUGUUAGACAGGAAGUUUGCGUCCAAAUACCAUAUACUGUUUCACUACUUCUAUCCUGUCUGACAGGAAACUGGACAGUCUUCUCAAAACGUAUAUGUUCCCCCCCCCUUUGCUCUCAGAACAGCUGAAUUCUGAGUGUUCUAAACAUUAAGAACACCUUCCUAAUAUGGAGUUGCACCUCCCCCUUUCCUCCUCAGAACAGCCUCAAUUCGUCGGGUCAUGGACUCUACAAGGUGUCGAAAGCAUUCCACAGGGUUGCUGGCCCACGUUGACUCCAAUGCUUCCCACGGUUGUGUCAAGUUGGCUGGAUGUUCUUUGGGUGGUGGACCAUUCUUGAUGCACACGGACUCCAGACAGGCGUUCCCAGACUCCAGACAGGCGUUCCCAGACUCCAGACAGGCGUUCCCAGACUCCAGACAGGCGUUCCCAGACUCCAGACAGGCGUUCCCAGACUCCAGACAGGCGUUCCCAGACUCCAGACAGGCGUUCCCAGACUCCAGACAGGCGUUCCCAGACUCCAGACAGGCGUUCCCAGACUCCAGACAGGCGUUCCCAGACUCCAGACAGGCGUUCCCAGACUCCAGACAGGCGUUCCCAGACUCCAGACAGGCGUUCCCAGACUCCAGACAGGCGUUCCCAGACUCCAGACAGGCGUUCCCAGACUCCAGACAGGCGUUCCCAGACUCCAGACAGGCGUUCCCAGACUCCAGACAGGCGUUCCCAGACUCCAGACAGGCGUUCCCAGACUCCAGACAGGCGUUCCCAGACUCCAGACAGGCGUUCCCAGACUCCAGACAGGCGUUCCCAGACUCCAGACAGGCGUUCCCAGACUCCAGACAGGCGUUCCCAGACUCCAGACAGGCGUUCCCAGACUCCAUCCUCAUCUCUGUACCCCACACAUACAAUUAUCUGUAAGGUCCCUUAGUUGAGCAGUUAAUUUCAAACACAGAUUCAUCCACAAAGACCAGGGAGGUUUUCCACAGCCUCGUGAAGAAGGGCACCUAUUGGUAGAUGGGUAAAAAAUUAACCUAUUGGGAAGCAAACAUUAAAUAUCCCUUUGAGCACGGCGACUUUAUUAAUUACACUUUGGAUGGUGUGUCAAUACACUCAGUCACUACAAAGAUACAGGUGUCCUUCCUAACUCAUUUGGUGAAAAGGAAGGAAACCACUCAGGGAUUUGAACAUGAGGCCAAUGAAACAGUCACAGAGUUUAAUGGCUGUGAUUAGAGAACACUGAGGAUGGAUCAACAACAUUGUAGUUACUCCACAAUACUAACCUAAAUGACAGAGUGAAAAGAAGGAAGCCUGUACAGAAUAUAAAAUAUUCCAAAACAUUCAUCCUGUUUGCAUAUAAGGCAAUAAAGUAAAACUGCAAAAAAUGUGACAAAGAAAUGAACUUUUAUGUCCUCAAUAAAAGCUUAUGUUUGGGGCAAAUCCAACACAUCACUGGGUACCACUCUUCAUAUUUUUCAAGCGUGAUGGUGGCUGCAUCCUGUCAUGGGUAUGCUUGUCAUCGGCAAUAUGUUUUCUAGGAUAAAAAUAAACAGAAUAUAGCUAAGCACAGGCAAAAUCCUAGAGAAAAACCUGGUCCAGUCUGGUUUCCACAAGACACUGGAAGACAAAUUCACCUUUCAGCAGGACAAUAACCUAAAACAAAAGGCCAAAUUUCCACUGGAGUUGCUUACCAAGAGCACAUCAAAUGUUCCUGAGUGGCCUAGUUACAGUAUUGACUUAUAUUGGAUUGGGCCUCCCAAGUGGAGCAGCGGCCUAAGGCACUAAGUCGCAGUGAGGCGUCACUACAGACCCGAGUUCGAUCCUAGGCUGUGUCACAGCCGGUCGUGACUGGGAGACCCAUGAGGCAGCGCACAAUUAGCCCAGGGUCGUCUAGGUUAGGGGAGCGUUUAGCCUGCCUGGGAUUUCCUUGUCCCAUCGUACUCUGGCGACUCCUUGUGGCGGGCCCCGGCGCCUGCAAGCUGACGCCGGUCACCAGCUGGACAGUGUUUCCCCCGAUACGUUGGUGUCUUCCAGGUUAUGUGAGCAGUGUGUCAAGAAGCAGUGAGGCUUGGCAGGGUCGUGUUUCAGAGGACACAUGGCUUCUCGAUCUUAGCCGUCUCUCGAGUCGGUAGGGGAGUUGCAGCGAUGGGACAAUACUGGAUAUCACGAAAUUGGUGUGAAAAAAAUAAU